AUGGCAAAUCCCAUUGUAUCGACGGUCAAUGCCGGUAGUUCGAUGCAGAUCGAGUGCACCGAGUCAGACGCCUCUUGGCAGGCUCCUCUCCGGCUGAGGGCUGAUCGGUUGCGAAACAAGGGGGUUCGUCUCAUCGCGAGGGAGCCUGGGGAGGCGAGAAGCAGAGUUUCUGACGCAACUCUGACCUUCUCACCGAGGUCGCAUCACGGUCAUAGCUCUGCUCAGAACGGUCCACUCAACAUCCUCAUACUGCCCAGUGUGCAUAAGCGACCUCUUGGCUAUCGCAGCGUUGCAAAAGAUAAAAUGGAUCUCAUCGACCAGGAUUUGCUAUUCCAAGUAACCCCAAUCGAGCAAAUCAGUCCUCGAGGCUGGCCGAGAUAUAUCUUUCCUUUUGAGUUGGCUGAGAACUAUGACCUUGAUGAGGUGACGCGGAUCCUGAAGGAUGGCUGGGAAGCCACCUGCCGGCGCAUCCCCGUCCUGAAGGGCGAAGUUCUCGCCGACCCUGACGGGAAGCAGGGCGGGAUGGUGAAGAUCCAGCUGCUCGAUGACAAGGAACGUCUCGAGCGGAUUCAGCCCAUCACGGUCAAGGACCUUCGGUCACCCGGAGCGUACCCCUUGACGUUCGCCGAGCUGAAGGAGAAGCACUUCCCCGUGUCCGCGUUCGACCCGGAGGUCUUCACGCGCCGCUACACGUGGCCGUCCCCGGAGGACCGCCUCCCCAUCAUGCUCAUGCAGCUCAACUUCAUCCGGGGCGGCCUGAUCCUGAACUGGAACCCGUUCCACAUGAUUGGCGACGGCAAGACCUUCUUCACUUGGACGGCGAUCUGGGCGGAGGAAUGCCGGCGGGCUCAGGGGCUAGAGAUCAGCGAGCCGUUUGAGCUGCGCCAGAGCAUCGUCAGCGACAGGCGGCAUGCUAUCAGCCCCAGGGCGCCACCGAGCGGGAAGGCAGGCAGGCUGGAGGACCACCCACAGUAUGUGCUGCUGACCGAUCCGGCGAACCAGCUGGCGAAAGUGCUCAAGGCGGACGGGCACGUCGGGCAGAUCUUCUACUUCUCCAAGGAGUCGUUGGAGCAGCUCAAGAGAGAUGCAUCUCCCAAGAACCCUGCGCCAGGCGAGCCCCCGUACAUCAGCACCAACGACGCGCUCACUGCCCUCGCGUGGCGCUCUGUCAUGGCGGCACAAUACCCACCAGACAAGGUCAAGGGCGACGAGGUCUCGGUGUUCAACAUGGCGGUUGACGGGCGACUACGCAUCCAGCCUCCAAUCGACGAAAACACGCUAGGAAGCUUCGUCGAGUUCAUCGAGGUGAAGAUGCCCCUCCGCAAAAUCUUGGACACCAGCGGAAACAGUGUCGCCGAGAUCGCAUCCGCUCUCCGAAAAGCAAUCACCAGCAUGAACGACGACUUCCAGGGGGCCUUCACCAACGACGUCAUCCAGCUGAUCAACGGCCUGGGCGACGUGAGGUUCCUCUCGCCGUCCGCGUUCCUGGACUGCCCUGGCUUGUGCUGCUCCCAGACCAGCUGGGCCAAGUUCGAGCUGUACGGCCUGCGGUGGGGGCCCGCGCUCGGCGAUCGCAUCAGGGCGAUCAGGUCUCCGAGCAAUGGAAUCCUGAAUGGGAUGCAGAUCAUGAUGCCUGAGCUUCCGGACGGUGGCCGGGAGAUGCUGUGUGGCAUUAAUGAGGAGGACCUUCCGAGGCUGAUGGCUGAUCCUGUUUGGAGGAAAUAUGCCGAGGCACGUUGA
This is a messenger RNA of Diaporthe batatas, 1740 nucleotides long. RefSeq lists its product as uncharacterized. The transcript is spliced from 3 exons. Lineage: Eukaryota; Fungi; Ascomycota; Sordariomycetes; Diaporthales; Diaporthaceae. The record is from RefSeq and is a predicted model, not a curated record. Bases 1 to 1740 code for a protein of 579 amino acids.